AUGCAAGAAGACGUCUUCCCAAUAUGCACGGCAUGCGGGUCUCAGUACGACGCCGAGAAUGGCAGUCCUCCUAAACGAUGCAAGAUUUGCGACGAUCCACGCCAAUUUGUUCCCCCAAGCGGACAAUCAUGGACCACCCUAUCUCAACUCCGCACAGAGCACGAGAACAAAUGGGCACAAGACCCUGAGGACUCACGAGUCUGGUAUUUCUGGACUGAACCAAAGUUCGCAAUCGGCCAACGCGCCUUCCUCCUCCGCACCCCGCACGGCAACAUAAUCUGGGACCUGCUCCCUCUCCUCUCCCCCACCACCAUCUCUAAAUUAAACGACCUCGGCGGCGUCCACGCAAUCAUAAUCUCCCACCCGCACUACUACGCCACCUACGCCUCCUGGCUCGCCGCCUUCCCGGACGCUACGCUCUACGUGAGUUCGGACGACAAGGGCUGGUUGUGUCGCCAGCCGGAGCGGAACAUGGUCGUUUGUAGUGUCAUUGGGCGGGUGGGGUAUAAGGAGGAGGUUGUGGAUGGGGUGUGGGUGGUGAAGGUGGGAGGGCAUUUUGAGGGGAGUCUGGUGCUGCUUUUGGAGGGCAGUGGGAAGGAGGGGGAAGGGGGGGAGGGGGCAAGUUGUCAAACGACAUACAGCUUCAUGUGGUCGAUCCCGAACAUGAUACCGCUUCCACCGAAAAGCAUCAAGCAGAUCUGGGAUGCACUCAAGGAUUUGGACUUCGAGAGUACACAUGGGGCGUUUGUGGGGAUGGAUGUAAGGGGCGAGGUUGGGGAGGUGAAAGAGAGAUUGUUGGAGAGUAUGAAAAUCCAAGUUAGGGGAGAGGGGUGGGAUGCCGAAGAGACUUUUGCUGAGAAGGAGCAAGUGAGUGAUGAUGUCUUGUACAGGACAAUCACAAGAUGA
Molecule: messenger RNA, 906 nt
Organism: Bacidia gigantensis
Lineage: Eukaryota; Fungi; Ascomycota; Lecanoromycetes; Lecanorales; Ramalinaceae
Exons: 4
Coding region: 1-906 (301 amino acids)
Source: RefSeq, a predicted model, not a curated record